UAAGUUCAUUUAGUAACUGCUUCAGCUGCUUUGGAACAUCACUACUUCGCCAAGAUGAAGACCCUGCUGGUAUUAGCUGCGUUUGCUGCAGUGACUUAUGCUAAUAACGUGCAUCUAUCACAAUCACAAAAGGACAAGGUACAACAGUACACCGUAGAAUGCAUGAAACAAUCCGGGGUCAAACCCGAAGUUUUGGCCGAAGCGAAGAAGCAGAAUUUCAAGGAUGACGAAGCGUUGAAGAAGUUCAUGCUGUGCUUCUUCCAAAAGUCCGGGAUUAUGGACCGCGAUGGAAGAUUGAACGUCGACGUGGCUCUAUCGAAGUUGCCCCAGGGCGCGGAUAAGGCUGGAGUUAAGAAGGCUCUGGAAGAAUGUAGGACAAAGAAAGGCAGAGACUCCGCUGAUACUGCUUUUGAAGUUUUCAAGUGUUAUCAUCGCGCUACUCCCACUCAUGUUGUGUUUUAACAAAAAUAAUGAUCAUGUUUACAUCGUACGUUUAUAUAAUUUAAAACCUACGUUUU
Messenger RNA from Cydia fagiglandana, 518 nucleotides. RefSeq names its product general odorant-binding protein 56a-like. The transcript is spliced from 2 exons. Bases 55 to 462 code for a protein of 135 amino acids. Gene Ontology annotation, molecular function: odorant binding. Gene Ontology annotation, biological process: sensory perception of smell. The record is from RefSeq and is a predicted model, not a curated record. NCBI's taxonomy places the organism in Eukaryota, Metazoa, Arthropoda, Insecta, Lepidoptera, Tortricidae.